CUUAUUCGUCCCGAAAUGAAGUCGUUUAAUUUAACUGAAUCCCAUUUAAGUAAUUAUGGCUUUGAAGCUAUUAUCAAUAACGAAGACAUGAAAACAUUUUUCAAAAGAUACUGGCAUUAUUCCAUCUACGUAUCAUUCAUAUAUCUGUCGACUGUCUGUUUACUAAGAGAGUACAUGAAGUUUAGACCCGCCUACGAUCUCAGACGUACAUCUAUAAUUUGGAACGGAUUUCUUGCAAUUUAUAGUAUAAUUUCUGUGUUAAGAUGCUUGCCCGCAGUUUAUUAUUAUGUCACACGUUACUCCUUCUAUCAAAUAGUCUGCGAUAAAUCUCUAAUAGAACUGAGACCCGAAACUAUAUUCUGGAUUAUGCUUUUUUCACUUUCAAAAGUUUGGGAAUUGGGAGAUACCUUGUUGAUAGUGUUAAGAAAAAGGAAACUGAUGUUUUUGCAUUGGUAUCAUCACGUGGCUACUCUAAUUGCAAUAUGGUAUACCAGAUCUAAAGAGGGUUCUUUUGGAAUUUGCUUUGGAUUUAUGAAUAUCGUAGUUCAUUCAUUUAUGUAUUCUUAUUUCGCUUUAAAGUAUUUGAAUGUAAAGAUUCCUGUUAAAAUCUCCAUGUUUAUUACAGCUAUACAAACAUUGCAGAUGUUAUUUGGAGUCUUGCUCUCGUUUUGGGUCUAUUGGCUGCUCAUCAAUGGUUACAAAUGUGAUACUUCUAAAGACAACCUCGAAUUCAUGUUUCUUAUUCGUCCCGAAAUGAAGUCGUUUAAUUUAACUGAAUCCCAUUUAAGUAAUUAUGGCUUUGAAGCUAUUAUCAAUAACGAAGACAUGAAAACAUUUUUCAAAAGAUACUGGCAUUAUUCCAUCUACGUAUCAUUCAUAUAUCUGUCGACUGUCUGUUUACUAAGAGAGUACAUGAAGUUUAGACCCGCCUACGAUCUCAGACGUACAUCUAUAAUUUGGAACGGAUUUCUUGCAAUUUAUAGUAUAAUUUCUGUGUUAAGAUGCUUGCCCGCAGUUUAUUAUUAUGUCACACGUUACUCCUUCUAUCAAAUAGUCUGCGAUAAAUCUCUAAUAGAACUGAGACCCGAAACUAUAUUCUGGAUUAUGCCUCGCAGCCAGCAGUGA
This is a messenger RNA of Centruroides sculpturatus (bark scorpion), 1125 nucleotides long. RefSeq names its product elongation of very long chain fatty acids protein 6-like. The transcript has 2 exons. NCBI's taxonomy places the organism in Eukaryota, Metazoa, Arthropoda, Arachnida, Scorpiones, Buthidae. The annotation marks the transcript as partial. Gene Ontology annotation, molecular function: fatty acid elongase activity. The record is from RefSeq and is a predicted model, not a curated record. Gene Ontology annotation, biological process: fatty acid elongation, monounsaturated fatty acid; fatty acid elongation, polyunsaturated fatty acid; sphingolipid biosynthetic process. Gene Ontology annotation, cellular component: endoplasmic reticulum membrane.